Messenger RNA from Contarinia nasturtii (swede midge), 762 nucleotides. Its product is annotated as succinate dehydrogenase cytochrome b560 subunit, mitochondrial-like. Gene Ontology annotation, biological process: tricarboxylic acid cycle; mitochondrial electron transport, succinate to ubiquinone. The transcript is spliced from 3 exons. NCBI's taxonomy places the organism in Eukaryota, Metazoa, Arthropoda, Insecta, Diptera, Cecidomyiidae. The record is from RefSeq and is a predicted model, not a curated record. Gene Ontology annotation, molecular function: electron transfer activity; succinate dehydrogenase activity. Gene Ontology annotation, cellular component: membrane. The coding region runs from base 130 to 684 and encodes 184 amino acids.
CUGUGUUUUAAUGUCAGAGCAAGGCACAACAUCACUGCAAAACAAUCUAGAAUUUACAAAAAAAAUUGCAUCGAAAUUUUGCGCACUUUUUCUCACCUGAAUAGCAGCAUAAUAUCUUUGAUCCGCACAAUGGCAAUGGCACUUAACUUCGGCAGAAUACUAUCCAGUCGUACACCAUUGUUAUUCAAACUGAAUGUCGGUCAAAAUUUGUAUCAAAAUGCUCUGUUCACAACCAGUGCCAAUAAAUGCGUUCAACUUAAAAUUGUUAAGCCAACCAAUCACGAUAACUUAUCAUACGAAGAGAAAAAUUCACUCUUGAAACGCGAACAAUCACCACAUUUGACAAUUUAUAAGCCACAAUUGACCAGUAUGAUAUCAAUUAGCCAUCGAAUUAGCGGUUUGGCACUUACCGGAUUUGCGGCUUGUCUUUGUAUUGGUGCUGUAUUACCACCAAAUGAUAUUUCCUAUUGGUUGACGGCGAUUGAAGGAAUGCAAUUGAACGCAGCUACAUUGGCGUUUAUCAAAUUCUAUCUGGCAUUACCCGUUACGUUUCAUACACUAAAUGGUGUACGUCAUUUGUUCUGGGAUAAUGGCAAAUUUUUGAAUUUGAAUGAAGUGUAUAAAACUGGUUACACAGUGCUUGGCUUGUCCGUUGUAUCUGCACUCAUUUUGGCUGCAAUGUAAAUGAUUACCAAAAUCCAAAAAUGUUUAUCGCAUUGUGUAAAAUUGAAAAUUGAAUAAAUUAUGCAUCAAAAUGAUUAA